Molecule: messenger RNA, 8001 nt
Organism: Rattus norvegicus (Norway rat)
Lineage: Eukaryota; Metazoa; Chordata; Mammalia; Rodentia; Muridae
Gene: Dnaja4
Product: DnaJ heat shock protein family (Hsp40) member A4
Biological process (GO): protein folding; response to heat
Cellular component (GO): membrane
Molecular function (GO): heat shock protein binding; Hsp70 protein binding; ATP binding
Source: RefSeq, a predicted model, not a curated record
AGGCUGAAAAGGGCUUGCUUUAAAAUAGAGACCAUGGCUGGGAGAGUCCACGGAACACCCCAAGCUUUGGCGAGGGAAAGAACGAGAGAGGAGAGAUGAGGUGAGGGCUGAGCCUGGGGAUUGGAGGAUGUUGGCAACUAUACACUCCUGGUCUACAGAAGUAUGCAGCUUACUGGGCGCUCUAGCAAUCACGAACCAGCACUGGUGGUGUAGGACAGACCACAGCUGUGGAAAGAGCUAGACACACGCAUCUAGCUUCCUAGAAGUAUAGUGGAGGUAAGUGAAUGAGUUAGCUCCAUGCCUGGAGAGGGAACUUUCCACACUUCUCUGCCCUAUUUGACUUUGUGUGAGUGAGUGUACAUUUAAGUGUAUGCACACACAUUCCUGUGGUAAAUGUGGGCGUGCACUUGUCAUAGCACGUGUGUGGAGAUCAGCAGACAACCUUGUGUGUUGGUUCUUACCUUCCACCUUUGUUUUGAGACAGAGUUUCUCUGUAAAACCCUGGCUGUCCUGAAACCUACUCUGUGGAGCAAGCUGGCCCUGGACUCAGAAAUCCACCUGCGUCUGCCUCCAGAGUUCGAGUGCUGGGAGUAAAGGCACGAGUGACUCUGCCCCUGCCUUACCUUCCACCUCCAAGCAGGGUUUCUGCUGUUUUGAUGUUCCCUACACCAGCCCUUAAGUUUCCAGCAAGACUCCUGUCUGCCUCUCAUUUUCUAAGGGCUAGGAUUACAAAUGCUCCCCACCACACCUCUGGCUCUUACACGGAUCCUGGGGAUUUGAACUCAGGUGCUUACACUUGUCCAACAAACACUUUUAUCCACUCAACUACCUCUUACCCCCUCCUCCCAUUGAUUUUUACAUCCGGGCAAGAGUCUGUAUCAUAACAAUGGCCAACACUGACUGACUACCGUCAAGCACCACCUAGGGCUUUUUAUUACAUAUCAGAAUUCCUUAAAACCCUGUGAGACAGGUACUUUCUAAAGAUCAAAACAAAACAACUGAAGCAAUGAAGUAACUUGUUUACACAACUAGGAACUGACAGAGUCAAUAUCGCACACCCCAUGUACUGAUGAGUUUAUUUUGCAGUGAGCCAAACAGGGUGAGGCUCCAGCUCAGCUGCUGACUGCUGCAAGCUUAGACAGGCCAUCCUGAAAGUGUAUAUGCACUCAGGAGUAUAGUUUGAAAGCUAUGAAUAUGUUCACUAUCUCAAUUAAGGAGAUGGUUUAAUAGGGGAAUAGAAGGAUAUCCAAAUGUACUGAGUGGUAUACUUUAUGUACAAUUCACCAUGUGUCAAUUAUUCCUUAAUAAAGACAUUUUAAAAAAUAGACCGGGGUUGGGGAUUUAGCUCAGUGGUAGAACACUUGCCUAGGAAGCGCAAGGCCCUGGGUUUGGUCCCCAGCUCCGGAAAAAAAAAAAAAGAAUAAAAAAAAAAUAGACCACAUAGUGGAAGUAUAUAAUGGAAGAAAAAUAUUUGUAAUUUUUCUAUAAUAACUAUCAUUUAAUCCUAUGUGAUUCCAUCACAGUGUUCAAAGUCUGAUGCAUACAAUUCAUGGUCAUUUUGACUUUAGCAUUACUCUGACAAUUGAGAAUCUUGCUAUGCUUCAAAAGAAAAUGUCUCCAGGUUAAAACUAAAAGAUACAAUGACUCAAGAAAUGUUUUAUAAUCCUACAUUACUAGAACUAGGACAAGAGUGCAAAGAUGUUGCUUAUGACAACAGGGUGUGUUUGCUGAAGUUAAAUAUUUAAGCCUACCAUAAGUGGCAUAGUAGCACACACCGCUAACCCGGGACUGAAGAGACAGAGGUAGGCAGAUCUCUGAAUUUAAAACUAACCUGGUUUGCAUAGUGAGUUCCAGGACAGCCAGAGCUACAUAGUGAAACCAUGUUUCUAAAACAAAAACAACAAAGUAAAUUUUAUAGACUAAAUAUGAAACAAUUUCACCCUUAAAAACUUUUAGGGGCUUCUCUUUUCUCCAAAAAGUACAACCCCAAAACAAAGGUCCAUAUCUCCAUGUCUUCUCUGUUCCAGAGACAGUGGUCCCUUUCUGUUCCUUUGAAGCCAAGUCUUCUCACCUAGGCCCUUCAGUCUUCCCUGGCACUUUCCUCCCCAGACCUGCAGGCUCUACCAAUGCCAGGACACCGCUUGGCUACCCAGAACGCAGGUGAAGUCUUCCUUCCCUACCCUCAUUACACAUAUUAAAGCUUCACCUCCAAUGUGUCCUUGCCCUCUGUGAGGGUAAGGUGGUGCCAGCUUCCCACUGUGUCCUACACCUUCUGUAGCUGGGACACAAAAGGUGUCCCAAACACUUGGGAUGUCACGUCAUCAUUUUCAUAGUUCUGUAUCCCCAAAUAAAGAUGACAUCAACUCUGGGUGAAGGUCAGCUUCCAAAAGGAAGCGGGCUUUCAGAGACAGGAUCUAUAAUCCACAGAAACAUCAUAAGCCUGUUUAAGCAAAAUGAGAGUGGGUGAGUUCAGUGAGUUCUUUAAAUUUUCUAUGGUGUGGAGCCCCUGGCUCACCCAGAUUCUCAGGUGUUGCUAGUCUGCGAGCAACACAAGGACUCAGGCAACAUCACAAAGAAAGUACACACAAACGAUGUCGCAAUCACUUGAGCCCUUUAUACAUUCUCCGUUCAUUUAAUUUCCCACAGCUUUAGAAACAGCUCCUCCCAUCCUGCCCCACAUCCUUUCCUCCACCCUUAGUCUUCCUCUCCUUCCCAUUUCCCUUCUUCCUUUUUCCUCUUCUAGUCCCUCCCCCAUUCUUUGUUUCCCUCCAUCCAAGGUUAAUGCUGAGGAUUGAAUCCAGGACACCAUGAAUGCUAGCCAAAAACUUUACCACACCUUCAGCCCUCUUUUUGUUAUUGGUGGUGAUGGACUUGUGUGCAGAGGUUAACAAAGUGUCUUCCACAAUCACUCUCCAUUUGAUUCUUUGAGACAAUGUAUCAUUUGAAGCUGGAAGUUUGCUAAUUACACUGUCUGGCCUGCAAGCCCAGGGAUCUUCCUGUCUCUGCCUCCUUGUGCUAGAUUUCGGGCUGCUGUCACCAUGCCCAGCUUUUAUGUGGGGCUAGGAAUCAAACCCCGGUCCUCGUGCUUGCACAGGUUACAGCCCAAGCCCUCUCCUCACUUUUGGAGAUAGGGAUGCACUAAGUUGUCCAGGUUGGCCUUGGUCAUACUCUGUACAGAGUAGCAGGCAGGAUUCUAGGCCACUUGAGUAGCUGGGAUUACAGGCAAUUGUCUGCUUGGUUGAACUGGGUGCUCCUCUCAUUUUGUAAAGAGAGAAUGCAACGGCUCAGGGAGGGACGUAAUUACUUGCCCAGAGUCACACAGCCAGUGAGAGGCAGGACUUCUCCAAGCAGAAGUUUCAUGUGAUAAUGAAACAAAGGUUUGAACGGCAACUGUUUUGUAAGCCAACACAUUUCAUUGGAAAUGCUCCAAAUCUUCCCCUGCCAAGUAUCAGUGCUGCUGUGCUGGGCUCUGGGGGACUAGCUAGUUCCUCUCUGUCCCUUCUUGCUGCUCUGAUCUUUGUGGCUUCAGUGAAUUUCCAUUUUCUUGGGGAGCGGUGGUCUCUGCCUCAUCAAUGGCCAAUGGCUGUUCUUGCUCUUUUCAUCUCCUCCAGGCAACUGCUCCCCAAAGUCUCUCCUUGGCCCUCUCUUCCUCACUCCACACUUUCUCUGGGCCAACCACUCAAACCUGUCUGUCCGGCUCAGCACUCUCUGUGAGGGGGCACACCCAGCUCCCAUAGUCACUGCUCCUCCCAGAAUGUAACCCUUGCUCCCAGAUCCCAUCAGCUGAGAAGCAAUGUACUCUCCCAGGUAUCCAGGGAUCUGCUGUGAUCUCCAGUCCUUCUGCGAGCUUGCCAGGCUCUCUUGCCUUUGUCUAACACAACUCCUCUCCUCCCACCUCCACUCAAGGUACUUCCAGCUCCUUGGUGUCUGACCUUUGACCCUCCUCUAUGAAGUCCUUCCUGUCCCCCUUCCCAAUCAGAUGUGGCUCUUCCUUGUGAGAAGACUCUAUGGAGAACCCAGGCUAGAUUCCCUGGGCAAAAGCUGCUACCACACUUGCUUUGAUUUUCAUUCUGCCCCAGUCAAAAAGGAUCUAGUCCCAGGAGUGGGAACAAGGUCCAUACUGUGCCUUCUGGUUGUACCAGUCACUUAAAAGUUUCCCCAUCUGGAAAAGAUAGUAGUGGAAUGGCUCCACACUCCCCAAAUGCACUCAUUUAAGUACUACCAGGCUCCCUUUACACUUACAAGCCAGUACUCUGCAUGUUUAUUGACUCUAAGGAAACAACAUUGUUCAUCGAGAUCGGAAAACCAAUGUCACCUACAAUAUAGAUUUGGGGGAGGGAUGGCAACCAUGUAGACAAACACAUAACUGAUGUGCAUGCAGCCUCAAAUCCUCAUAAGUAAAAUUCUAGAGAACAAAAAUCAGGUCAUCAAAAGUCUUUGUCAAAGAUAGAUGGGAAGGCAGAGGGUCAGAGUGUUCGAUAUCAUUCUUGGCACCACGUCUCAAAAGACAAACAAAAACAAGAGAAACCCAAGCUAACACUUAUACAAGUGUUGAGGACAGAUUUUGGUCAGUAAUAAAUUUUGCCAAGAGUCUGAUUUCAACUUCUAUGUGUGGAAAAGGACCUAGACUUCUACAGAAAGGAUGAGGGUACAGGGAGAGGGACAAGAAGGACUUCUACAGGGUCAUCCGGGAAGUAAGAAAAUUUAAGAGUGGUUGGUGUAAACAAGACUGGCUACUGUGUGCACAGAGAGCCGGCAGUGAUCAGUCAAGAUUCCACCUUCUAAAGGGGACUUGGAGCCAGAGGCCCUAAUCUCAGAUGUGGGCUAGGACAGUCAGUCCUUUGGCAACCUUGGAUUUUUCAGGCAGGGAUUUUAAGGGAGGUGGGGGUCAUCUUAGAGACACAGUCUUUACAGAUCUAGGCUGGAAAAUGCUCAGAGGAAACAGUAUAGAGGUUGGUAAAAGGCAAUUUUGUAUCUGUGUUUAGCUAAGAUGUAAAGAUUAAAAAAAAAAAUCCAAGCCUUUAACCAUAGCACUUGGGAGUCCAAGACAAGUGCAUCUCUGUGAGGUGGAAGGCUACAUAGUGAGUUCUAGGACAGUCAAGAAUAUAGAAUGAAACCUUGCCCAAAGAAAGAAAACCCAUCAGUCAGAAAUAAUAUGCUGGGUAACACACAGCAGUGCACACCUGUAACCCCAACAUUUGGAAGGUUAAGAACACAAGUUUGAGGCCAGUCAGCUAUAAACUGUUUAUAGAGAGAACUCUGUUUCUAGGUUCUAACCACAACUAAGCCACCUUUCACCCAUGCCUCUCCUACCAAUGCCACUGGGCCACAGAGCUGAAUCUGGGUAAAACUGUGAAGCUGCACUGUGUCCUCAGCUCUAGCGCCAACACUAGGUCCACUUGACAGGGUGCCUGCACUUUCUCUCUCUGGAAGCUCAGCCGUAACUGGGAUAUAGCCUGGAGUUUUAGGUGAGCUGUGUGUCAUGCUUCAUGUUUUUAAUCCCAGCAUUUGGGAGCCUGGGACAGGAGGAUCCUGAGUUUAAGGGCAGUCAAAGCUAUGUUGCAAGGUCUUACAACAUAAGUAACAAAAAAGAAAAAAAAAAGGAAAGAAAAAAAUGUUUCUAAGUGAUCCCCAUGAGCGAGCCAGGUUGUCAGGAGGCUUUCUAGCUGUCAUCAUCUUUGAUCCUUACAGAUGUCCUGUGAGAACGACGGGCACUUGAACAUGUCCCAGUAUUGGAGAAAUAAGCCCAGGGGCAAAGGUUCAUGUAGGUGAGAAGAUAUGGGACCUCCAGUUCUGAAUCUGCCCCAAAGUGAUUGCUCUACCAGGAGGAGCAAGAUCCAGAAGGUGAAUGACCAUGUUCCCCGGAAAAGAAGCUAGUGGCUUGGUUUAAUUUCUCAUGGGUAUUAAGUCAUUUGUAUCCCUAUUGCACACAUAAAAGAGGAGCUUUAGCCACCGGAUCAAAACCCGCGUCAGGGAACCCCAGGGAGCUAGGCAGGGUGGCUUCCUCUCCUGGAUAAACUGUUGCCUAAAUAGGCCAGAAGGGUCUGCAGUAUUCUGAUAGCGCUGCAGCAGCCAGUCCACGCCCACAUUUUUUCAGUAGUCUUAAUCGUGGCAGCCGUUGAAAGCAGCCUAGAGAAGUAGAAGAUUGGACCGCCUGGUUUUGUUCGCUUCAGCACCCGUUAGAGCUGCAAUAUUGGACCGAUGGCUCUGCCUUGGUCCAUUUGUGCACUGAUAUGUGCGUUGGGGGAUUCCCACUCCCAAGAAAAAGAGAGAUCACUGCCUAUCCUUGAAAGACUUAGGAAGAUGUCACUGUUCACAUAUGACAGACGUCAUCACUGCUCACAGCUGGGAGACGUCACCCCUCACCCUUGGGGUACUUAUGAGGUUUCCAGCUGUGGGCAGUAGAGAGGCCGGCGUCCAAACUAAGGCCACCUGAAGGCCGCCGUUCACAUCUUCAAAGGCUAAGGGGGUCACCCAGCCUUCAAGAUGCCUAGGGGGAACCAGCAACCACAGGAUCUCGACACCACCGCAGAAGGCAGCCAUCCACUCCAACACCCUCAAAAAUGCAACAAUCCGAGGCAGACCCCAGAGCACACCCCCGCAGUGACCGAACAGAAGGCGGCCACACCCCGAGGCAGAGGCCGGGUGGGGCCAGCACGCACGCUGCCCUUCCAGUCCAAGCUCUCCUCCGCCCAGGGUUCGCGCACACGAGGCCCUCCUGCAAGCCAGCGGAUCUCAGAGCGGCCUAACCCCGGGGACCCACGCAAGGGCAAGGGGCCAGCCUCGGGGCGGCGUGACAGCCGGCAGCGGCCAACCUCCACCACGAAGCCCGAAUCCUCCACGCCGAAAACCCCCGCCACCGAGCAUCCCAACAUGGCCCGUGGCGGCAAUCAGAACUGGAGCUCCGGGGAGUCGGACGGCCAGCCAGAGGAGCAGACUUCCGAGGAGAACGGAGACAAGAUGGUGAAGGAGACCCAGUACUAUGACAUCCUGGGGGUGAAGCCCAGCGCGUCCCCGGAGGAGAUCAAGAAGGCCUAUCGGAAGCUGGCGCUCAAGUACCACCCAGACAAGAACCCGGAUGAGGGCGAAAAGUUUAAACUUAUAUCCCAGGCAUAUGAAGUACUUUCAGAUCCAAAGAAAAGAGACAUCUAUGACCAAGGUGGAGAACAGGCAAUUAAAGAAGGGGGAUCGGGUAGCCCCAGCUUCUCUUCACCCAUGGAUAUCUUUGACAUGUUUUUUGGUGGUGGAGGGCGGAUGACUAGAGAGAGAAGAGGCAAGAAUGUUGUACACCAGCUGUCAGUAACUCUGGAAGACUUAUAUAAUGGAAUCACUAAGAAACUGGCCCUCCAGAAAAAUAUAAUUUGUGAGAAAUGUGAAGGCAUUGGUGGGAAGAAGGGAUCCGUGGAGAAGUGCCCUCUGUGCAAGGGGCGGGGGAUGCAGAUCCAUAUCCAGCAGAUCGGGCCGGGCAUGGUGCAGCAGAUCCAGACUGUGUGCAUCGAGUGCAAGGGCCAGGGCGAGCGUAUCAACCCCAAGGACCGCUGUGAGGACUGCAGCGGUGCCAAGGUUACCCGAGAGAAGAAGAUUAUCGAGGUACACGUGGAUAAAGGUAUGAAGGAUGGGCAAAAGAUACUGUUUCAUGGAGAAGGAGAUCAGGAGCCUGAGCUGGAACCUGGUGAUGUCAUAAUUGUGCUUGAUCAGAAGGAUCAUAGUGUCUUUCAGAGACGAGGCCAUGAUUUGAUCAUGAAAAUGAAAAUUCAGCUCUCUGAAGCUCUUUGUGGCUUCAAGAAGACAAUAAAAACGCUGGAUGAUCGAGUCCUCAUCAUUUCGUCUAAGUCAGGGCAGGAAGAGGACUCUCAAGUCAGUCUUUUGAGCCUGAAAUUUUAUCUGGAAUCUUCUAGCUAAUGUAAACGUUUGAGUAGUAGAGCACAGCUGGCAACAGGUGAGGUGAUAAAGCAUGGAGACCUCAAGUGUGUCCGCAAUGAGGGGAUGCCCAUCUACAAA